Gekko japonicus is the source of this 1803-nucleotide messenger RNA. RefSeq names its product nuclear receptor subfamily 1 group H member 3 (gene NR1H3). Lineage: Eukaryota; Metazoa; Chordata; Lepidosauria; Squamata; Gekkonidae. Gene Ontology annotation, molecular function: zinc ion binding; nuclear receptor activity; RNA polymerase II cis-regulatory region sequence-specific DNA binding. The record is from RefSeq and is a predicted model, not a curated record. Bases 170 to 1396 code for a protein of 408 amino acids. Gene Ontology annotation, biological process: positive regulation of transcription by RNA polymerase II; negative regulation of inflammatory response; lipid metabolic process. The transcript has 9 exons.
UGCAACUUAAGCCAAGCGGCUCCCCCCAGGUCCAGAAGUAAACGCCGCGGGGUUGAAGCUGACAGUCCCGGCUUCUGCAUUUGGCAACAAGGCUGCAGUGCAGUGCUGAGAUUAGCAGCAACCAUGUUUCAGAGAUGAGAAGAAUGUGACCGCCACUAAGGAAGCCAUCAUGGGUCCCACACAACUUGCUGCACACAAUCAUGGGAAAAAGACAAGUGUGUUUGAGAUGGAGGAGAAAAGGUUUACUCUUUUCUGUGGGUCAGAGAUCACCCCUGAGCACCCAGAAAAUCCUCCCCUGAAAAGGAAGAAGGGGCCUGCCCCCAAGAUGCUUGGAAAUGAGGUGUGCAGUGUCUGUGGAGACAAGGCCUCAGGCUUCCACUACAAUGUUCUGAGCUGCGAGGGCUGCAAGGGCUUUUUCCGCCGCAGUGUCAUCAAGGGUGCCCAGUAUGCCUGCAAAAAUGGCGGCCGGUGUGAGAUGGAUAUGUACAUGCGUCGAAAGUGCCAGCAGUGCCGGUUACGCAAGUGCCAAGAGGCAGGCAUGCGAGAACAAUGUGUUCUUUCUGAAGAGCAGCUCCAACUGAAGAAACUUAAGAAGCAGGAGGAUGAUCAGGCCCGGAUGGUGGUUGUGCGGCAGAACCCACCAUCUCCUCCCAGCAUCCCUCCCAAAAUGACGCCUCAGCAGCUUAACAUGAUAGAAAAGCUUGUGGCAGCUCAGCAGCAGUGCAACCAACGCUCCUUCACAGACAGGCUCAAAGUAACGCCGUGGCCUCAAAUUUCAGAUCCCCAUAAUCGUGAAGCACGACAACAGCGCUUUGCUCAUUUUACAGAGCUUGCAAUAAUUUCUGUACAGGAGAUUGUGGACUUUGCUAAGCAGCUGCCGGGUUUCCUGGAGCUUACCCGGGAAGAUCAGAUAGCUCUUCUAAAGAUGUCUACAAUAGAGGUGAUGCUGUUGGAGACGUCUCGGCGCUACAAUCCAGAAACAGAAAGCAUCACUUUUUUGAAGGACCUGAAUUAUAAUCGGGAUGACUUUGCCAAAGCAGGCCUACAGUUUGAGUUCAUUAACCCCAUCUUUGAAUUUUCAAAAGGAAUGAAUGAACUACAGCUGAGUGAUGCCGAAUAUGCACUUUUAAUUGCUAUCAGCAUUUUUUCUGCAGACCGACCAAAUGUUCAGGACCAGCCCCUUGUGGAAAGGCUGCAGCAUACCUAUGUAGAGGCCCUUCAUUCUUACAUUUGUAUCCACAGACCAAUUGAUCAUCUAAUGUUCCCACGGAUGCUAAUGAAACUGGUCAGUCUUCGGACUCUAAGUAGUGUCCAUUCAGAACAGGUGUUUGCUCUUCGUCUACAAGACAAGAAGUUGCCACCACUCUUAUCAGAGAUAUGGGAUGUCAAUGAAUGACAGCACUCUCCCAGGGCACUGACCCACUAAAGUAACCCCCAUUGCUCACCUUGUGCUAACAGGAAGUCGUUCUCUCCUCUCCAAAGCACUUAGGCAGUGCAGAAGGCUGGGGGCCUGUGGUUUCUUCUAUCUGGUAAAACAAAUCAGAAGGCAAAUAAGAUGGACUAUUUUGGUCUUACAGAAACAGGACAAACAACAGAAACACCUCAACAUGGUAGAGAUGAAGAAUCCUCCUUAAUAAUUCCUCUGGUGCCUUUCCUCUUCCAUGCGCCUGUGCUAUGAUGUUGACCUGGCCUGCCAUCCAGGCAUACAAAGAGGCUUCUGCGGGGUUUCAAAGGCAUGGCCCCCUGCGUAUCCAGUUCAUGGAAGAACUUUAAAGUUCCUCUGGAAUGAAUGUACUUAAUCUA